AUGAUCACCUCGCUCGUCUUCUUAAACACGGUAUUUUCACUGUGCUCCCAGGCAUUAGCAGCCCAAAUCAACAUCACCAGCACCCAGGGCCUUCUCUCGUCCAUACGGCUGCAUUGUGGAGUGACACAUCCAGGACCAACUCACACCACCGCUAGCGCCGAGUCCGCGCAGGGGCCCUUCUACGCGGCCUGCGUAACGCCGACGACAACUGCACAAUCGACCCCAAACUGUCACUCGUUCAACACAACCUCUGCACAGAUUUUCUAUUUAAUCGGCCGACUCGAAAGGCGUUGCUCCUCGCAAUCGCAGCUUCGUUGGCAGCUCGUCCUCAUUAUCAGGCGCUUGUUCAGAUCCCAAUCGCUCGAUCCGUCUUCUUCUAUCACUAGGUUUAAUAUUCUCUUCCUCAGGGUCCUCGAACUAACCAGUGAUACUGAUGCUCCAGUAUCUACCAGGGCCCUAACCUUCCUGCCUCCCAGCAAGACAUUGCAGGUGAGAUCCGGCCCCUCCUUCAGCAAAUGGUACACUCGGGCCUCCCUUCCAUCUUUCCUAUUCGUCUCCCUUCUGGACCACCGAGAGGCGGGGGCCAGCAACGGGGGUUCCUUAUUUCUUCGAGGUCCCAUUUCUCGUCUGGGGGCCUCUCUGGCUGGGAUGGGUUCAUUUCUAUUCCGGCCGGUUCGUCUUAGGGGAUUCCUUCCCCUGUGGGGGCAGUAUCUAUUCCUGCAGCUCUGUUGGGUCGCCCCUAAACGAGGGCAGUCUCAUGCCUCCGAUCAGUCUGCGGAACACCAUUGUAAUUUCGGGAACUCCCGCUUCUCCCUGGUCGUCUCAUGCAAUGUUGAAGAAAUCGAACACAACAACUGUACACUGGCAGACUUGCGUGCGACAAGCGAACCGAGGGCCAAAAAAGUGACUUACCUUUCUCUGCUCUUCGUUUUCUUGUUCUCUCUUCUUUCUCUCCUUCUCUCUCUCUUUUUUUUCUUUUUCUUUUCCCGAGCCUUUCCGACCGAUAGAAUUGAGCUCUUCUCUCUCUCUGCGUCCUUGGCAAAUCCACGGAUCGGAAUCAUGGCACAAGGCAUCAAUUCUAACAUCUUCGUCUGCACCCUACGAUAUAGCAGUCUGCUUUCUCACAGAUUUGUUGAGGAAGUUAUCUGGAUUCGUAUGGGGUCUAUUUCUAUCUCUUGGUUUGGAUCGGUCUUCUUGACGCAGGACAAGACCAGCAAAACCAGACCAGCGUUUUCCGCCGCAUCUCUCCGCUCUCAGUCCGCGUUCUCUGUCCGCGUUCUCUCCGAACUGCGAACUCACUCAAGCGUGCGGGCAGUUUACAUAGAGAGAGGCGGAGCUAAACCAUCUUUAGGCACCGCCCCGAAUUUUAAUAUGCAAAUCGCUUAUUUGACCACUUAA
Acanthosepion pharaonis is the source of this 1398-nucleotide messenger RNA. NCBI's taxonomy places the organism in Eukaryota, Metazoa, Mollusca, Cephalopoda, Sepiida, Sepiidae. The record is from the annotation of a GenBank genome assembly.